GAAGCGAAGACUGUGAGGGGUCCUAGGGUGCACCACUAACAAUUUUCACGAGGUCCCAACAGUGUCCGAGUUACACUGCGCGCUCUGCUGACGCAACCACGUCACAGUGGUUCAUAGCGAUGGCGGACCGCAGUGUCCCCAGACUUGCCCAGGGAGGGACCGAGCAAAGUCACUGAGCCACUUUCACCGGCUCCAGUAACCUGUCGCCCGACCACCUGUUAAAGGGAGGCCACUGUUGUUGUUCUCGUUGUCCCUCCCAUGAAAUAGUAUGUGGGACGGGAUCUGCAGGGAGUGCGCAGACCGGGACAAGCCAGAAGUGGAGUGAGCAGGAGCGCAGUGUGCCGGGCUGACGCGCCGCAUGUUGAGCCAGCAAGUUGACUGAUAUAAUAAAAGUCGCGUCGACGGGGAAGGGGACAGCCGCGCUCGGAUUUAACGGAGCUUUGAGGGGGACACUUGUUCCGGCAAAAUGAAAUUCGCGGAGCAUCUUUCGUCCCAUAUCACUCCAGAGUGGAGGAAACAGUAUCUUCAGUAUGAGGCAUUCAAGGAUAUGCUAUAUGCUGCCCAGGACCAAGCUCCAUCUAUAGAAGUCACAGAUGAAGACACGGUGAAGAGAUACUACGCUAAGUUUGAGGAGAGGUUUUUCCAGACCUGUGAGAAGGAGCUUCUGAAAAUCAAUACUUUCUAUUCAGAAAAGCUUGCCGAGGCCCAGAGACGAUUUGCGACGCUGCAGAAUGAGCUGCAGUCUUCACUGGACGCUCAGCGAGAGAGCAAUGCUUCGCCCGGUCUGCGGAAACGCAAGACCAGGUUCCACCUGUCGCAGGAGGAGCGCUGCAAACACCACAACAUCAAAGACCUGAAGCUAGCCUUCAGCGAGUUCUACCUCAGCCUCAUCCUGCUUCAGAACUACCAGAACCUGAACUUCACUGGUUUCCGUAAGAUCCUGAAGAAACAUGACAAGAUCCUGGAUACUUCCCGCGGGGCGGACUGGCGUGUGGCUCAUGUGGAGGUGGCACCUUUCUACACCUGCAAGAAGAUCACACAGCUCAUUACUGAGACGGAGACCCUGGUGACCACAGAGCUGGAGGGAGGCGAUCGUCAAAGGGCCAUGAAGAGGCUGAGAGUUCCUCCUCUGGGGGCAGCUCAGCCUGCUUUGGCCUGGACGACCUUUCGCGUGGGUCUCUACUGUGGCUUCUUCAUCAUUCUUGCCAUCUGCUUCGUUCUCACUGGUGCCGUGUUCUUCCGCUCUGAGAACGUCUGGCCUAUGGUGCGGAUCUAUCGGGGCGGUUUCCUGUUGAUCCAGUUCCUCUUCUUGUUGGGCAUCAACACCUAUGGAUGGAGACAGGCUGGAGUCAACCACGUCCUCAUCUUUGAGAUCAAUCCACGAAACAACCUCUCACACCAACACCUGUUUGAGAUUGCUGGUUUCCUGGGCGUGUUGUGGUGUCUCAGCAUCCUCUCCUGUCUCUACUCGCAGUACACUUACAUCCCCAUGCAGGCCAACCCUCUCAUACUUUAUGGCUUCAUGGUGCUCUUCCUCAUCAACCCCUUCAAGACCUGCUACUACAAAUCACGUUUCUGGCUCCUCAAAUUGCUGUUUCGUGUUUUCACCGCGCCGUUUCACCGGGUGGAGUUUGCAGACUUCUGGCUGGCUGAUCAGCUCAACUCUCUGGUGUUUAUUCUCAUGGACCUGGAGUAUCUCUUCUGCUUCUACAUCUUCGAGCUGCAGUGGAGCAACAGCAAGGGUCUGUUACCCGACUUUGGAGGUUCCCGAGACUUCGUGUGCCACAGCUACUCCUACGGUCUCCGUGCCAUCAUCCAGUGUCUGCCUGCUUGGCUGCGUUUCAUCCAGUGCUUGAGGCGUUACCGUGACACAAAGAGGGCCUUCCCACACCUGGUGAAUGCUGGGAAAUAUUCUACCACCUUCUUUGUUGUCACCUUUGCCGCCCUCUACGCGACACACAAAGAGCAAAGUCACGCAGACGCCAACACCUUCUUCUACCUUCUGAUUGUGUCUUCAAUCAUCAGCUCCCUGUACACACUGAUCUGGGAUCUGCGUAUGGACUGGGGUCUGUUUGAUCGUGGAGCUGGCGAAAACAUCUUCCUCAGAGAAGAAAUCGUUUAUCCACAUAAGGCCUACUACUACUGUGCUAUUGUGGAAGAUGUGAUCCUGCGUUUUGCUUGGACGAUCCAGAUUUCUCUGAUCACAAUGACCAAGAUCAACUCUGUGGGCGACAUCUUGGCCACCGUGCUGGCUCCUCUUGAGGUCUUCAGGCGUUUUGUGUGGAACUUCUUCCGUCUGGAGAACGAGCACCUGAACAACUGCGGUGAGUUUCGUGCGGUUCGGGAUAUCUCUGUGGCGCCGCUCAACGCUGACGACCAGACGCUGCUGGAACAGAUGAUGGACCAGGAGGACGGAGUCCGGAACCGCUCGGGCAAGAAGACCUGGAAGAGGUCCCACAGCCUGUCGCUCCGACGCCCCCUGCUGUCCACCUCACAAUCGAAGAAGGACACCAAGGUGCUAAUUGAAGAUACUGACGAUGAGGCCUUCAGCUGAGUCCACAGCAUCGGCACACGCACGCACACAAACACACACUUUACGACACUGUACUUAUAAAGACCUCGUUCGCUAACACCUGACCUCAAAGCUCCUCCCUCGUAGUGUUAAUGCGCAGGCCUACCCUUCAGUCUAGAAACCUUUAAAGCAGUGAGGACCAUCAGUCACUGUCCUCAGCUCUGGGAAACUUACCUCAUCUUUACGUCCUUGUAAGUACAGUUGGUCUUUAUAAGUAUGGAAACAACACACACACACCUAUAAUGUAGAAACACACACAGAGAUAGACCCGCUGAAGCACAAGUAUAGUAUAAUAUCGCUGCAGGUGAGGAGAGAGCUAAUGCCACCCAGACAAACAGCCACACAGUCAGACAGAUGGACAGACAUCAAGGGAAACCUUCUGCACAUAACCGGCGAGAUAAGACCGCACUGCCCGGGGAUUAUCCUCUUCUGUUUUUUAAACGGACUUUUUUUAAUAUCUGUCGUUUACUUUUCUGUAGAUUCUUCUUUUAUUUCCUGAAUUUGUUUAGAAGACGCUGCAUAAAAUAGGCUACCGACGACUGUUUGCACACCUACACUAGGAUCAACAGGGAGAAGACAAAGCCAAUCAAAAGACUAACAAACACAAACCGGAGGAAGGACUCUACACGCAUAUCACAGCAUAUCAGAACAAAUCAACUGGUUUCAGCUUGUUGAUUCUUUUUAUACACCAUCUCUCUCUCUCCUUGUUUUGUUUUUUAAUUUUUAAUAUUAUUUAGUUGUAAUAACAUCAGUGUGCAAUCACAACCCUGGAGGCACUUGCAGGAAAAGUGCAUUUAUUACACAAAAUCUUGUACUUGUACACAAAAAGGGAAAUUUUGAUUCAAACAUUUCUAAGUCUGUGAAGUUCCUUUGUAAUAUUUGAUGUGCAUUAUUACUCUGUUGUAGUUGUUAGGUCCUUUUACAUUGUUGUUUAUACUAGUCAGACUAGUUGGAGCAUCUGAUUGUUAAUGUGUUUUAUAAUGUUUGGAAUGUUUUUCAUGGUUGAACUUGUGCCACAUUUUUAAUGAGCUCAGAGUUAGGACCCUCGGUUAUCCCCGACCUCUAAUUAGUGCGUGAACGUGCCCUGUUAACUGCAGCAAAUGUACAUGCGUUGCUUUUCUUUACAUUAAUUACCAAAGUUUUAUUUUUUAUGAAUGUGACUGUGGCUGGGGUAGCUUCCUUUAACAAGCCUGCCAACUGAUAUGAAAACCAAACGUUUAAUAGCAGAUUGAAGUUUGCUCGCAGGCUGGAGAUCACAGUAACAUAAGCAGAGGUACAGCUGAUCAGCUCGGUCCUGUUCCAGAAAGCAGGUUCAACAAAUUCUAGGUUUUCGGCUCCAGAACAAUGUCAAAGUCAGCAUUUUCCACUCAGUCAUUCUUUACUUAAACUGAAUCAAACCAAAAUAUAUCUGAGUUUGGCACAUAUAUCUGAGUCUAUUCAAUUCAAUUCAAUUUUAUCAAACAGUCUGUUUAACAGUUUCAUUUCAAAAGGUGAACCCGUUUCAGAAUGAAAUGGAAUCAGGACACAUCCAGAUACUCCGGAUGUGUCCUGAUUCACAAACUUAUUUUAAAAUGCUUUCAGAACCUGAAAGUCGCUGAAGAUGCUGAAAUCUUCCUGUCAUCUCCAAUGUGAAAGCUAAUGAAAGUGAUUACUACAGUAGUGCACACUGUCAGGCAUCAGUGCAGGGCAUCUCAUGGACAACCUGACAGAUUCCUGACUGCCCACAGAGCUAGAAGGAUGUAUCCUAUAGAGCAGAGUCGGUAAUAAAUCCGUGGUAUCCCGUGGUCGCUGACUCUGCUGUUACACUGAUGACAGAUUUAUUAUGAAAGCAGCCACGUUAACCACCAUAAACAACAAGCUAACAUAUAAAUGGGAUUGGACUGUUUGUAAGGACCAGCUUCUGUUCCUCUUGGUGCUUUAAGACUGACUGCACGAAUGAGAAAACCUCAAAAGUUGUUUAAAGAAAAUCUGUCAGUGAGCAGUUUAAUUAUAGAGUCUGUUGCCCCGGUAACUGACCCGAUGUUUAGAUUAAUCCCGUCUCUAAAACAUCAAAUCCAGAGUUUCUCACUCAAGUUUUCACUAAACCUGCUCUCUGGAACGUGGCCCGCGUAAAACGUGGAGCACUUUUAGAUCUCACUGAGCUCAGUGAGUCCCGUCAGUUUUAAAACCGAUGUUUUUGCAUCUUGUCUUAAUAUGAACUCAUUUGGUUCUCCUUCUAUUGCAUUGGUUCUCCGGACUAUGGUAGUCCUGAGUAAUGGUUGAAAAUUAUGCGACUGGGAUUCUUUAUGUUGAUGAAGAUGUUUCGCCUCUCAUCCAAAAUAACAGAAUUCCCGUGAUUAGUGACGGCGGCGCUGCAGUGUUGCCAGAUUUGGUGGUUUUCCAUCCAGCUGCAGGUAAACGGUCGUUUCGUUCGGGCAAUAAAAUCCAUAAUAACAAAGAAACAAAACUGGGCUACCUGUAAGACCAUCAGGGGACCUGGCAGUGGUCAAACACUUAAUAAGCUCGUUCUCAGCUCUUUAACAAUAAAGCUUUCGGCUGUGGCUUUAUUUCCCGAGGGACCGCCGCAGCGGAUGGAUCUGCAUGCUUGAUUUGGUGCAGAUUUUACACCGGAUGCUCUUUCUGCUGCAAUCGCUCUUGCUUGGGAUGAUACUAGAAGCCCUCUGUGAUCCCGAUCUUAAACCCGAGCCCUUCACAUCUAAGGCUCUAACAAUAGUAACCAUUAUCCACGAUCUGUGACAAUUUUGAGCCACGAGAACAGUCAGGUGUCUUUGCUUCUGUAACACACACUUGAGCUUAAGCGUUGCUUCACUUACUUCAAAAUGUAGUCAGUAACAGCUGAGAUAAAUGCGCUGCGUGUCUGGCCACUGCUAUUACCAGCCACUGGUUUAAGUUUCAAGCUUCUUCUCCUGUUAAAGGCCGCCUGGCUGUCAGAGAAACGAUGGCGACGCUUUAACGCUGGCGUCUACGUGUGCGUGUUUGACCCUCUCGCUCUGCUGUUCCUCCCUGUGGGUACACUGUGUCACCACCCACUAGUCAUGAGACAAAGCCCAGGGAGCUACAAGACCGAUUUAUUACAGAAAUGUCUCCUGUUUCUGAUUCUUUUCUUUUUUUCUCCUCCUCAUAGUGGCUGAAAGGCUGAAAAGCCUCCGAGUGCAAUGAGCUUAAUGUGAACUUGAAAAAGCUGGAAAGUAAAACUGUGUAUCUGUUUAAAGUUUAGAAGGUGGAUGGAGCGUCUGUCCGUUUAAACACACAGCAUGACUUUAUACACACACAUUAAACAUGACACACACACACGCAUUGCCUCUCUCUUGUGUCAGAGAGCACAAACACUACAGCAGAUAGUUUUGUAAAAAGGCUCCGUUGUCUUGCCUGCAUGCUGCUUUUUGUUUUACAUUGUACAUAGAUGUUAAUUUAUUUGACAUAAUGUGUAUAUUAGUAAUCAUUGUAGCCACUGACAAUGAUUGAUUUGCCAUUUCUGCUCCAGAGCAAACAGUAUUUUGGAGGCGACGAGGAGAUUUUUGAUCGUUCACAAUCCCGCACUUUUUCCCCUCCAUGUGUAAAUCUGUUGAAACGUGUUUGUAUAAAAAUAGAAGAAGAAAAAAAACGAAUCCACAAAGAUGGAGAACGUGAUCAGUCGUACCUUGUUGGUGAUUCCUUCGUAUUUCGAUAUAAACGGGGCUCGAGGAGAAGGACGAGGUGGGGGGACUCCAGCGUCCUCAAGCUGCGGCGCUGUUCGUACAUUUGUGAAUGUGCAUGAAAAUAUUGUGGACAUCAUAUCUAUCGUUGUUAGUCGCCCUGCAGAGUACCGUGGGAGGGCACAGGACGAGAUCCCAGUCCGGGGAGGACCCACACCACAACAACCAGAUACCGCUAAACCGAUCCACCGUGUACUUCUUGAAUAUCUGAUCAAACUAAUGAAGGAUCUUUAUCUGCUCGCUGGAAGCAUUUCAAGGUGUUUCGAUGUGAGAAAAACAGAUGUUUUAGUGAUUAGUGUCUGUCUGCAGAUGUUCAGUGUGUGUAACCCGCUGACAAAAACAAAAAACAGGGUGAUUUUGUACAGAUGUUAGACGAUGAUAAGCCCUGACAUCCCUCUUUUUUUUCCUCACGAGUGAAGGUUUUGUUUUCACUGCCUGCUGAAACCUUCACGAUGUUAAAGUGCUCGAUAUCUGUGCAUCCCCCUCCCUCGAUGUUGUUUGUACCCUUUUCUCUAAACUAGCUGAACGUGAUAGUAACUGUAGUUUGGUAGAUGGAUGUUCUACUUUGAUAAGAUACUUUAAAAUUUAAAAAGAUGACAGAAUAACUACAUUGUGGCUAAAUGUGACUUAAAGAGACAUGAAGGGAAAAUGUCUUACAUGCUGAACCAUCCUCCCCGAGUCCCUUUUACAAAGUAGUUUGUACAUGUCGAGUGUAUAACACUGUUCUAUGAUGGUUUUUCUGAUGGUAUUUGUAUUUCUGUAUACACUUUGGUGAUCCUGUCAUAUCUGGGUUUUAUAAACCACGAUUAUUUUUAAAGCUCA
Pelmatolapia mariae (spotted tilapia) is the source of this 7089-nucleotide messenger RNA. It is a transcript of the gene xpr1a, whose product is annotated as xenotropic and polytropic retrovirus receptor 1a. Gene Ontology annotation, biological process: phosphate ion transport; cellular response to phosphate starvation. Bases 467 to 2554 code for a protein of 695 amino acids. Gene Ontology annotation, molecular function: inositol hexakisphosphate binding. The transcript is spliced from 15 exons. Lineage: Eukaryota; Metazoa; Chordata; Actinopteri; Cichliformes; Cichlidae. The record is from RefSeq and is a predicted model, not a curated record. Gene Ontology annotation, cellular component: cytoplasm; plasma membrane; Golgi apparatus.